AUGUUAACAAAAUAAGCAGCUAUGUCUUUCUCUCAGUUUGGAUAUCCUUAUAAUGCAACUUCACAGUUUUUCGUGUCGGCAAACCCCAGUACGACUUGCUGCGAUUCGAUUUCCAGGUCGGUCUCUGACGGGACGAGCGGUACCCAGACUCCUGCUACCUUCUGCUGCCCUUCCUACGAGAACCGGCUCCUGGCCAGCACACGGACGGAGCUCAACGCGGCACUAGGGAUGUAUAGCUCGCCCUACGCUGCCGCGGCCGCCGCCAGCCAGAACUAUGCCAGCUACUUCCCCUACAGCGCCGAGCCCUCCGCUGCUAUCUACUCAUCUCUGAAUCCACAGUAUGAAAUGAAGGAUGGCACAGGCACUCUGCAUUCUGGCAUAACUCAACCUGCCACCUACUAUCCUUAUGACCACUCACUGGGCCAGUACCAAUAUGACAGGUAUGGGACUAUGGACUUUAAUGGGUCAGCCAGGAGGAAGAAUGCCACACGUGAGACCACCAGUACCCUGAAGACAUGGCUGUACGAGCACAGGAAAAACCCCUACCCCACCAAGGGCGAGAAGAUCAUGCUGGCCAUCAUCACCAAAAUGACGCUCACCCAAGUUUCCACCUGGUUCGCCAACGCCAGGAGGAGGCUAAAGAAGGAGAACAAGAUGACCUGGUCACCAAAGAAUAAGGCUGGGGACGACAGGAAGGACGACCAGGAUAAAAGUGACCAAGAUUGUGUCACCAAAGAUUCCAGUGAGUGUAAAGAUGAGAAAGACCUUCAUCUGAGUGACCUGGAGGACAUGGAGGACAUGGAGGACUGUGACAAGCUGGACAGUGACUGUGAGAAGAUGGCACCCAGGGGCCCUGAGGAACAGCAGGACCUCCACAGGGCCAUGUCCAGUGGUGGUGUUGGCCCUGGAGGCCCUCCAAAGAGAGACUGCAGCUCAGAGCUUUCCCUCUCCUUUCCCAACAGCUUCCACCACUCAUUCCCAUGUGGUAUCAAGAGCCUACCCUCCCUGCCCUCUCUACCCACCAUGCCCUCGGACUUCCUUGAUCCACUGGUGACGUCCAAGCCCCCCUCCACCACCACCACCAUCCCCACGGGCACUCACACUGUGUCCCUGUCACACUUCGAGGUGUCGGACCGGGACAAACCGAGGAUCUGGUCUCUGGCGCGUACAGCGGCCACGGGGGUCAUCCUGGGCUCUGCUCACCACGGGGCCCCAGAGCUCCGGACAGGGAGCAUGCUGGGAGACUGCCAUCUACAGGGGACCAGGCUACCAGUGACUGGUACCAGACAGUGUGGGCCCCUCAGGGGCCUCCAGGAUCCUACUAACAUAUCCAAUGCUGAGAACCCUUUCCAGGAGGGCCCCUUGUUGCAAUCUAAGGUCUAUAGUGCAGGCAGCUACAACCACAAGGCCCUCCAACUGCACUGUUCCUCCUAUCCUGCUCUUUCAGACUCUUGCCAGUACUCCACUAUCGAAGGAUUCUCCAGUGGGAAGGCAGAGACAGAGCCCUCGGAACUCAGUGACACAUGUGUGACCCUGCAGGAUGACAAGGUCACUGCCUUCAGACCUGUUAUGAAGAGGUUGAUGGACACGCAGUCGUUACACAGUGGGACUUUUAUUUAGCCGGUCUUAGGCUAUGCACUAUAAUGACUUGGGAUGACGACGAGCACCGGACAUCCUACCUACCUUACACCUGGGAACUGCGGCCCUCCGCAGUCAAAGCUCGAUGAGCCCUGUCCAAACUGUGGAAGCUGCCAUCAUUUUGCACAAAGUUGUUUUUAUGGUGUUGACGAUGACUUUAUGCAAUACUUUGAAAUGCAACGGUAUGGGAACUGACGGUCAAUUCAUGAUGUAUGCAAAGGGCAAUCGUAGUGUAGCAAUGUUAUUUAUUUAUUUGUGUAUUUAUUAUUUGAUUCCUCAACUGUUCAUUUAUUUAUUUCCUAUGUUUCAUUUACAUAUUUUGUUACAUGUAUGUAUUGUUUCAACUGUGGUUGUGUGCUAUUUUUACCUGAUUUAACG
Molecule: messenger RNA, 2016 nt
Organism: Oncorhynchus nerka (sockeye salmon)
Lineage: Eukaryota; Metazoa; Chordata; Actinopteri; Salmoniformes; Salmonidae
Product: Iroquois homeobox protein 6a-like
Exons: 7
Biological process (GO): regulation of transcription by RNA polymerase II; cell development; neuron differentiation
Cellular component (GO): nucleus
Molecular function (GO): RNA polymerase II cis-regulatory region sequence-specific DNA binding; DNA-binding transcription activator activity, RNA polymerase II-specific
Source: RefSeq, a predicted model, not a curated record